GUGUUUCUUUCUUUAUACUCAAAAAAAAAGUCAGUGUAAAAAAAUACAGACUUUUUCAGGCUUUUCUUCAAAGGUAAUUUUACCAUCUCCACUUCUAUUCGUAAAGCAACCGAAGAAGAAGAACCAAUAUCAGGAAGUAGGAAUAUAAUUUGAUAGACUUUGCUUUUUGAAAGCGUCAAUGUUAGCUAAUUAUUUAUAAAUGUUCUAGAUUUGCUCACUCUGCACGAUCAUAAUUGCAGAUCUGGACCAUACACACGUUUACGACUGAAUUGUAAUGGGAGAUGGCGUCACCAGAAACUCAGCUCAUGCUAAGCAUUGGAUUAAUUGAGAAAGAUGUGAAUGCAGACACCUUGUGGGUGUGGUGCUAUCCCUCAGUCAGUGCUGAGCUCCGGGAGGUCCUGCUCAGUAAGUGCUGUCUCACACAGGACAGCCAGGUCCUGAACACCUUUGUGUUCGGCCAGUUCUGCCGUACCUGGUACUACAUAUCCACUGUAGAGGUACAGGAACCCACCGCCCUAAAGAAGGUCACACAUUUUUCAUUAGUUGUCACAGCAAAGGACUUCAACCCUGAGAAGUAUGCAGCAUUCAGUCGAGUACUAUGCAGGAUGUACAUCAAACAUGGGAGCCCAGUGAAAAUGAUGGAGGGUUACAUUGCAGUCCUCACCAAAGGCAUCUGCCAGAGUGAUGAGAAUGGCUCCUUUCUCAUCAAGGACUACGAUGUUAGGAAGGCGUACUUAGCAGGCUCAGUGAAAGAUGUGGUGUCCCAGUUUGGGAUGGAGACCAUCAUCCUAUACACAGCACUUAUGCUAAAGAAGAGGAUUGUGGUCCAUCACCCUCGGAUUGAAGCACUGUUGGAGUUCACAAGAGCUCUUCCAGCUCUGACAUGGCACAGGAAAGACUGGUCCAUUCUGCACCCUUAUGUCCAUCUGACUGACAGUGAGCUGGAGAAUCUCAGGAAAUGCACUGGAUAUGUCGCAGGAUUUGUUGACCCACAAGUGAGCAACAGAUCUGACUUGUUUGAUGUGUAUGUAAACCUACCAGAUACUGAGAUUACCGUAUCCCAGAGUGCCAAAGAGGCCAUGGCUAUGGGGAAGUUGCACAAAGACAUUGGCCUCGUCAUUGUCCAGUUUGCAGAGGAUGCUGAUAGAACAGAUGGGCAGGUUAUCAAGGACAUUUCCAUAAAGACGAGGGAGAUCCUUGCUAACCUGGCGUCCUUAGCUGAGGACUGUGAGAACUCUAAAAUCACCCUGGAGACCAUAAAGCAGCGUCACUUCCCGCCUGCUACCGAGAACUUCUUGUUCCACUUGGCAGCUGCAGAGCAGCUCCUCAAGAUAUGACCCUUGACCUCCUACAUCAUCUGGUGUGAGGUCACUCUGAAUAUUAGCAUGGGCAUUCAUCUAUGUAAUUAUACAUACAGUGCAUUCGGAAAGUAUUCAGACUUCUUGACUUUUUCCACAUUUUGUUGCGUUACAGCC
Messenger RNA from Salvelinus namaycush (lake trout), 1475 nucleotides. RefSeq names its product DENN domain-containing protein 10. Gene Ontology annotation, molecular function: small GTPase binding; guanyl-nucleotide exchange factor activity. Lineage: Eukaryota; Metazoa; Chordata; Actinopteri; Salmoniformes; Salmonidae. The transcript has 10 exons. Gene Ontology annotation, cellular component: late endosome. Bases 282 to 1337 code for a protein of 351 amino acids. Gene Ontology annotation, biological process: regulation of early endosome to late endosome transport; protein transport. The record is from RefSeq and is a predicted model, not a curated record.